Molecule: messenger RNA, 1224 nt
Organism: Alexandromys fortis (reed vole)
Lineage: Eukaryota; Metazoa; Chordata; Mammalia; Rodentia; Cricetidae
Product: arylacetamide deacetylase-like 4
Exons: 4
Coding region: 1-1224 (407 amino acids)
Molecular function (GO): lipase activity
Source: RefSeq, a predicted model, not a curated record
AUGGCUGUGCUCUGGCUGCUGCUGCUAGCAGGGCUGCCCACAUUCUUACUGGGAGUCUUUGUAUGGGUUGCUAUUCAAAACUUCCUCACGGCAGAUAUUCCUUCUACCCUGAAGCAUCCAGCCAAGUUAUGGUUUAUGCACUGCACUGGACAGUACCUGAUAGCACUGGGGAACAUCCUAGAGAAAUUGAGAAUUUGUGCCAUGCCCAGGUUUUUACAGUUUCUCAUAAGCCUAAUGCCGAUAAAGAAGGAUCCUAACGUGCUGGCGACUGACAUGCAUUUUGGAACAGUUCCUGUGAGGCUGCUCAAGCCCAAGGCAGUGUCUUCCAAACCCCGGCGAGGCAUCGUCUUCUAUCAUGGAGGAGGUGCAAUCAUUGGAAGCUUGGACAGUUACCAUGGCCUUUGCAGCUUCCUGGCCAGUGAAACAGACUCUGUGGUGCUGAUGGUGGGGUACCGCAAGCUUCCUAGCUACCAUCAUCCUGUCCUUGCCAAUGAUUGCCUGAGUGCCACCAUCUACUUCCUGACGCACCUGGAAUCCUUUGCGGUGGACCCAUCCCGGGUGGUUCUCUGUGGAGAGAGUAUUGGAGGUUGGGCUGUGGCCACUGUCAUGCAGGUCUUAACCAGAAUUCCCAGUCUACCCCAGGUCCAGGCACAAGUCCUGAUUCAACCAAUUUUGAAUGUCGUCAAUUUUCAGUUGCCAUCAUAUCAGCAGAGCAAAAACGUGCCAUUCCUUACCAGAGACAUGCUGUUUAUGUGUCUGUGUAAAUACCUGGCCAUUGACCUCUCCUGGAAAGAUGCCAUGUUGGCAGGUGCUGUUAUACCUCUGGAUAAGUGGAAGAAAUACCAGAAAUGGAUCAGUCAUGAAAACAUCCCCAGUAGGUUUUGGAGACAAUUUUCACAACCAGAGUCUCUUGGGCCUUUUAAUGAGGCUGCCUAUCUAGAAACCAAACACAUUUGGAGUGCAGAAAUUUCACCUGUCCUAGCAGAUGACGAGGUCAUUUCUCAGCUUCCUAAGACAUUGCUGGUGAGCUGUGAGAACGACAUCCUCCGAGAUGAUGUGUUGCUGUACAAGAAGCGCUUAGAAGACCAGGGGGUCCCUGUGAACUGGUACCAUGUGGAAGAUGGCUUUCACGGAUGCAUUAUGUUGCUUGAUAAGAAGUAUCUUUCUUUCCCCUGCUCUAUGAAAGCUGCAAAGGCUGUCAUUGAUUACAUAAAGGGUAUUUGA